Messenger RNA from Haliotis rubra (blacklip abalone), 1521 nucleotides. RefSeq lists its product as uncharacterized. The record is from RefSeq and is a predicted model, not a curated record. NCBI's taxonomy places the organism in Eukaryota, Metazoa, Mollusca, Gastropoda, Lepetellida, Haliotidae. The transcript has a single exon. Bases 1 to 1521 code for a protein of 506 amino acids.
AUGACCAGCUCCGUUUCCUGUGGUGGCCUGACGGCGAUCUGCAAUUGGAACUCGAGGGAAUACAGAAUGGCAGUCCACAUAUUCGGUGCUGUAUCUUCUCCCAGUAUAGCUAACUUUGCUCUCAAAGCUACAGCUGACAAAGCAGAAGAGAAGUAUGGAACUGAGGUUGCUGACACAAUUAGAAAGAAUUUCUAUGUGGAUGAUUGGCUCAAGUCUGCAGCAAAUGAAAGGAAAGUUAUCCAUCUCAUCAAGGAUGUACAAUCAGCAUGUGCAGAAGGUGGAUUUCGCUUAACUAAGUUUGUAUCCAACAGCCGAGAUGUUCUUAAAUCAAUCCCUACAGAAGAUCGUGCCAAACAGAUUCAAACUUGUAACUUGGAUUACGAUGAAAUACCCAUAGAACGGGCACUUGGUCUUCAAUGGCAUGUCAGCACUGAUAUGUUUGGCUUCUCAACAGAUCUACCUAGCAAGCUGGUGACCAGAAGAGGAAUACUAUCAACUGUCUCCUCGCUAUAUGAUCCACUUGGUAUGGUUUCUCCUGUCAUUUUGCCAGCAAAGAAAAUUCUACAAGAUCUCUGUGUAGACAAAACACUUGGUUGGGAUGAUGAGAUACUACCUGAACUGAACCACAGAUGGAAAGAAUGGUUGAGUGGUUUACCGCAGCUCAACGAUAUGAGAAUACCUAGAUGUCUAAGGCCAGUUGAGUUUGGUCGGAUUGUAUGUAGACAGUUACAUCUAUUUUCAGAUGCCAGUUCCAUUGGUUAUGGCUGCGUUGCAUACUUGCGUCUACUUGAUGAAGGUAAAAACAUCAAUGUGUCCUUCCUGAUGGGCAAGUCAAGGCUGGCGCCAGUAAGAACAGUCACUAUCCCUAGGCUUGAACUAACAGCAGCAUCAGUAUCACUUCAGCUCGGGCAACAACUACUGAACCAGCUCGACAUGGAGAUUGAUGAAGUAUCAUACUAUACUGAUUCUACCACAGUCCUUCACUACAUCAAUAAUGAAGCAAAACGCUUCCCAGUGUUUGUGGCAAAUCGGGUUCGUUUAAUCAGAGACUACUCGCAACCGUCACAGUGGAAGUUCAUAGACUCUCGCACCAACCCAGCUGACAUUGCCUCAAGAGGCAUGAGUAUAGGGCAAUUCCUUCAUGCUGACACUUGGUUUCAUGGACCCAAAUUCCUCCACGCUCAUGAAUCAGAAUGGCCAGACUGCUCCAUUCCAAGUACACCAGCAGAAACAGUCCAAACCACAGACCUACAACCUGAGAUGAAUCAUUGUAUGGAGAAGUUGAUCUCUCAUUAUUCCAACUGGUAUCGUUUGAAACGCGCUCUGGCUGUCUACAUCUUUCUCAGGGAUGUACUUCACUCACGGAUCAAGCAGAAACACAAGCUUAAGGAGUACCAUACAUCAACUGACCAACCUUUCACGGUGGGACGACUAGAGGAAGCAGAACUCGUCAUUAUUAAGUAUGUACAACAUGUAGCAUUUCCUUCCGAAUGUGAAAGUCUGUCUGAUGCCGAGUGCUGA